GACUCACAGUGACAGCGCUCCUAUUAGCUAGUGCUCAGAUGGAGCAGCUCCGGCAGCAGAAGAGGCAGGCUGUGCUCCUGGUUACCUGCUGCAGCAGGCGGCUGCGCCAAGAUAUUUAUUUACGAGCUGAGAUGAAGGACAGCAGGCUGUACUGAGUGCGGUUGUUGUUAUUCUUAAGGCUUUAUUUAAAAAGAACUGGAUGCCCAGGCUGAAUUUCAUCUCUGAAAGCUGGAGAAAGGAGUGGACUUAAUCAAUGUUAUAACAUGCAAAAUCCAUCCACACAUGAGGAAAAGAGCCCUCUUUGUGGUAAUGUUAGAGGAAUAGCAAUUGGAGACAACCUGCUGCACUCUCCUGCUCUGUAAAACAAACAUCAGUAAAGCCAAGCAGCAAGAAAAGGCUUCUUCAUGACAAAAUGACAGCAAGAGAACACAGUCCCCGCCAUGGUGCAAAAUCCCGCACCGUGCAACGGGCCUCCACCAUUGAUGUCACCUCAGACAUGCUAGGCCUUUCUUUAGCAGGGAAUAUUCAAGAUCCAGAUGAGCCGAUUUUAGAGUUCAGUUUAGCUUGCAGCGAGCUGCUAACGCCAUCACUAGAUCGAAAACCAAAUAGUUUUGUAGCGGUGAGUGUAACUACACCUCCUCAGGCAUUCUGGACGAAGCAUGCACAGACAGAAAUUAUUGAGGGAACAAGUAAUCCUAUCUUCCUAAGCAGCAUUGCCUUUUUCCAAGACUCUCUUAUCAAUCAAAUGACACAAAUCAAACUCUCCGUGUACGACGUUAAAGAUAGAUCUCAGGGAACAAUGUAUCUGUUGGGUUCUGGGAUGUUCACUGUAAAAGAACUUCUACAAGAGAAGAAUCACAGGUUGCACUUAACACUAAGGUCCACCUCCAAAAAAAUUUCAACGCAGAGUAUUUGUUGCAGGUCUGCUGAAAGUGACCGUGUAGGUAACAUUACAGUUAUUGGAUGGCAAAUGGAGGAAAAAACUGACCAAAGGCCUCCAGUGACAAGGUCACCUGAUACAAUUAAUGGAAGGACUGUGUUACCAGUUGAUGAAAGUUUAACAGAAUCUUUAGGAAUCAGAUCCAAAUAUGCUUCAUUACGGAAGGAUGCACUACUGAAAUCUGUGUUUGGUGGUGCCAUUUGCCGGAUGUACCGUUUCCCCACCACUGAUGGAAACCACCUGAGAAUCUUGGAGCAAAUGGCUGAGAGCGUGCUGUCAUUGCACAUACCCAGGCAAUUUGUGAAGCUUCUUCUAGAAGAAGAUGCAGCAAGGGUUUGUGAACUAGAAGAACUGGGAGAAUUAUCUCCUUGUUGGGAAAGCCUUCGGCGACAAAUAGUUACUCAGUACCAAACAAUUAUUUUAACUUAUCAGGAAAAUCUAACUGAUCUGCAUCAAUACAAAGGUCCUUCAUUUAAAGCCAGUAGCUUGAAAGCUGACAAAAAGUUGGAAUUUGUUCCUACAAAUUUACAUAUACAGAGAAUGAGAGUCCAGGAUGAUGGAGGAUCAGAUCAGAACUACGAUAUAGUCACCAUAGGAGCACCAGCAGCUCAUUGCCAAGGCUUCAAAUCAGGUGGCUUGAGGAAAAAGCUGCAUAAAUUUGAAGAGGCAAAGAAACACAGUUAUGAGGAGUGUUGCACUUCAACAGGUUCCCAGUCAAUAAUAUACAUUCCACAGGACAUUGUUAGAGCAAAGGAAAUCAUUGCACAAAUCAACACCCUGAAAACUCAAGUGAGCUAUUAUGCAGAAAGGCUCUCACGAGCUGCCAAGGAUAGAUCAGCUAAUGGCCUUGAAAGAACGCUUGCCAUCCUGGCAGAUAAGACCCGGCAACUCGUCACAGUCUGUGACUGCAAGUUGUUAGCAAAUUCAAUACAUGGACUAAAUGCUGCAAGGCCAGAUUAUAUAGCUUCAAAGGCAUCUCCAACCUCUGGAGAAGGGGAACAAGUGAUGCUGAGGAACGAUCAAGAUACACUAGUGGCCAGAUGGACAGGACGAAACAGCCGAUCUUCUCUGCAGGUGGACUGGCAUGAAGAGGAAUGGGAGAAAGUUUGGUUGAAUGUUGACAAAAGUCUGGAGUGCAUUAUACAGAGAGUGGACAAACUUCUCCAGAAGGAGCGCCUGCAAAGUGACAGCUGUGAAGACGUUUUCCAGUGCGACAUCAGCUGUACUAGUAAGAAAGGUAAUCGGGACACCCGUGCCUACUGGAUAAAUCCAGAAGAUGUAAAUGAGACCUCAUCUUCCUCACCACCAACAUCCUCACCACCACCAUCAUCCACCCCAUCCUGUGCAUGCCAUUCUCUCAGAAAGACAAAUUGCAGCCCCGCUCCGGAAGAAUCUGCGCCAGGCGAGUGGAGCGAAGCCCUUUAUCCUUUGCUGACGACUCUCACGGACUGCGUGGCCAUGAUGAGUGACAAGGCCAAGAAAGCCAUGGUCUUCUUGUUAAUGCAGGACAGUGCCCCAACGAUAGGGCUGUGUCUGAGUCUUCAGUAUCGCAGGGAUGUUGUCUUCUGCCAAACUCUGACAGCUCUCAUAUGUGGUUUCAUUAUCAAGCUGAGGAACUGCCUGCAUGAUGAUGGAUUUCUAAGACAGCUCUACACCAUUGGCUUGCUGGCGCAGUUUGAGAGCCUGCUGAGUACUUACGGUGAGGAGCUGGCAAUGCUGGAGGACAUGAGUUUGGGAAUCAUGGACCUGAGGAAUGUAACCUUUAAAGUAACUCAGGCAACAUCAAAUACAUCUACUGACAUGCUGCCAGUCAUCACUGGGAAUCGUGAUGGAUUUAACGUGAGGAUCCCUUUGCCAAGCGCCUUGUUUGAUUUGCUGCCGCGAGAGAUUCAAAGUGGCAUGUUACUGAGGGUUCAGCCUGUGCUCUUCAACGUGGGGAUCAAUGAGCAGCAAACCCUAGCAGAGAAGUUCGGAGACACCUCACUGCAAGAAGUAAUAAACAUGGAAAGCUUAGUGCGGUUAAAUUCAUAUUUUGAGCAGUUCAAGGAAGUUUUGCCCGAUGAUUGUCUACCUCGAUCUCGUAGUCAGACGUGCCUGCCUGAACUGUUAAGGUUUCUGGGACAAAAUGUACACGCAAGGAAAAAUAAGAAUGUUGAUAUCCUUUGGCAAGCUGCUGAGAUAUGCCGCAGACUAAAUGGCGUUCGGUUUACAAGCUGUAAAAGUGCCAAGGAUAGGACUGCUAUGUCGGUCACCCUAGAGCAGUGUUUGAUCCUACAGCAUGAACAUGGAAUGGCUCCACAGGUCUUCACUCAGGCUCUCGAGUGUAUGAGGAGCAUUGGAACACGGGAGGUAGUCACCCAGAAGAACUUGAGUGGCUUGGUGCCCAUCCGAGAUUUCAGACUAGAUCCCAGCCUCCUCUACUCUAUUCCUUUACUAGCUCUCAGCCCCAAUUUACUGAUUGUGUGGCUGUUUCUGAGCAUAGCGUACCUGGUGGCCAGAUUACGUUGCAAGUGAAGAUAAGGUUAAAAAUAAAAACAAACAAACAAACAAAUUGCUUGAACGUGUAUUGCCACUUGGUACCUGCUGGACAAAAGAAUGUGUCAUAACAUUGUCUGCCAAGAAUUAUUAUUAUGCCUUACAAUUUUACGUUUCUAUUGUACUAAACUGUAAAUAUACAUCAAAUUAUUUUAUCAAGAAGAAUUGUAUUGAAACUUUAAAUUACUGUUCUGCUUUCAGUGCUUGUAACAUAGUCUGACAUUUGGCCUGUUACCUCGUUACUUUAGCCGGCCUGAAGAUCUCUUACCAAAUACAGUUUUGUGUUACUUGUUUCAUGUAUUCCAGAGAAAGGAACUCUGAAAAGAAUUUGUAUCUUUUGUAUAUUCAGGGUGUAUGCUAAUCUUGCCUUUCAUUUUUACAAGCUAAGAGGAGAAAAAAUAAAAAAUAUGGGUGGGGUUUAUAAGAAGUUAUAAGAAAUUUAUUUAAAGAAGUAAACAAAUUUGUACCUUUAUUUCAAAGCAUAAUAUCCAAAUGAUUAUUACACAAUUUGUAGAACCAUAGUCUCGUUCCUUUCUCGUGGUUACGUAUGUUCCAGUAGACUAGUGUACCCACUGAACAACAACUUGCAGUGUGCUGCAUGCAGGAUUAUUUCAUUAUAUUUAUAGAUCUGCAUUUUGUAAUAUAUUAAAGACAAAAAGAUAAUGGCGUCUGGUUAGCGAGAGUAUGUAAUUGGCAGAGCCUGCUAAUGAUCCACUGUCUGUUUCAGGUGCUUUGUUCUAUAACUUAUUCUGAAACAGGGUCAUUAUCAUCCUAUUGAAGUUAGUCUACAAUAUUUCAAGCAAGGAAAGGAAGGUAUUAAUUAGCUCUGUUAUUUGGUGGGCUUGAGGUUUUCCACUAGGCUUUGUGUUAAUGACACUGGGCUAAAUAUUAGUUAUUUCCAUUUUUGAGUGUCGGACAGCUUUAAUAAAUUAUGAUGAUGAUAGACAAUGAUUUAGAGGUAAAUGAGUGAUGGCAAGAACAUUUAUUUAAAUGAUGAUACUGAAGAAAUAUGCCUAGUUUAGUCACACGGAACGAUUGUGGAAGAAAUUUGGACACAGUUUGUAUCUAACAUCUGACUGGGAUAGGCCUGUUGAAAAUGGUGGACUCUGCUGAUGUAGUAGUCUGGAAGUGCUUGUCAAUAGCAAUAGUUCAUUGAAAAACUAACCUCAUUUAACAUAGUUUGCUAAAUUCGUUAAGGGAUUUAGUUUGCUUGGUGCCUAAGAUGACAGAAUGUUGAGCUUGAUGACCAAGGAGAACUCCGCUAGUACUGUGAUUUCUAAUUUCUACUAUUAUUACCUUGCUCAGAAGACAUAGAUAGCUAUAGCUUAUAUUAUCAAUUUUAAUGUAUUUUGAAAGCUCCUGAAGGAGGUACGCUUUAAAAAGAGAAGAACAUAGUUUAAGGGGAAAAAAAAAAAAAAGAAAAAAAAAGGAAAAAAAAAAAAGGCUAAAAUCCUAAAUUUGGCAAAUAUUCUAACUAAAUGAAGUACAUGGUUAUACUCGUGUCUUCGUGAAAGAAGACUGUACAGUACACUAUCACCUGGUAUUUUUCUCACUAUUCUUCCAAUUUUGUUUUUAAAAGAAAAGAAAGCCCACAGACAGUGUAUGUAUAUACUUAAGCAUUUAUCCUAUUUAUUUUGGAUUGCUUCAGCAAAGCCUUAUGGGCUUUAAAAACAUGGUGCGAUGGUAUUGGACAUUUCCACAUCCUGUGCUGCUGUCCAGUACCACUGCAUCUCAAUACAAAUAAUUUCUUCUUUCUGAUUAAGGUUGGUUUGUUUGCUAUGAGUACCAAAUUCACUUUUUACGCAGUAAAUGGUGAUUAGGUUCACUGUAGCCUUCUUGGUGAGUGUCCUGCGUUCAGCCUACCAAGAUGUGAAAGUAACUUUAGUAGGGGUGUCUCCACUGAGCUCCCUGCUGUUAUUAAGUCUGUUAUAAAUGCAGUAUGAAGCUUUGCUUGUUUACUGUUGUUGGCAAGAUUAGGCAUGCAAUAAGACCACCUUUAAAUUAAUUUACAUUAAUUGUAAGUGAAAGCUAAGACCUUUUGAAAACAAAAAGAUGGGUUCUUUCAUACCCUUUGGUUGGGACAAGUUUUCAUUUUUUCCUUCUUUAGUUCAGCCUGUGCUCUCAUUCUGGCAUUCAGAUUUAAAAUGACACAGUGCUUACAGCUCACGUGCCUCCAGAAGCUCCGCAGCACACAAAAUAGGUGAGAUACAUCUUUGCCAUCGUGCUUGCGGGCCACCUGUGCCUCAGAGGGACAUGGGCAAUGCAGGCAGUGGAAUGAGUAAUGAGCAGAAUUACUCACUUCCAAUUGGAAAUUCUCAGUUGGCAUCCCAUAUUUUUUAUUUUAAUUAGAUGUUUUUAUCACUGCUCUGGAAGAUAUUUCCUGCCAAUCCUUGACGGGUCUAUUUGCAGCAGUCUUUGGGGGAUGUGCAAUGCACUAAACAGUGUCACAAGGUGCAAUCCAUUCUGUAGGACAGUCACACACACAAUAUACUGAGAGAUUUCAAACAUAAGCUGUUAUCUGCAGUGAAAACAUUCAGUGUUCUGUGAAGUUAAGCUAGGUGGUACGUUAAGUAGCAGAGCUACAGUCGAUGUGAUUAACCAAAAUUAGAGGAACAGUGAGAUCAGCAACAGCAGAGAGCUUUCAAAUUAAAGCAGGAAACCAAACCCUCCUUGUGAGUCAGAUUGCCUCUGUUUAGCUGGUACCUGCUGCAGCCAUCUCCAGGACGGGAAUGAUGGGACAUUCCCACCGUAAGAUUGUGUACUGUACAACUUUGCCAUGAACUUUUAUUAUUGUUAGAUCAAUGUUUAGGUUUCCAUUCUCUGUCAGAACACGUUCUCAUGUGAGCCUAAAUUGAUCUCUACUAUAUAAAAUGCAGUGCUUCCUCUUUGUAUGUCUGUUUUGGAUUUGAAAUAGAUUUACAAUGGUAAAGAAGCCUUAUAAGUGGAAUCGUUUUUUUAUUGUAGCACAGAACCUCUUUGUAAUGUGGGGCAGUUGCACCAAAGCAUUGGGUAAAGUUGGACUCCCAAAUUCUGCACAGCUUUGUUGCAUUGGGGUGAUGACUGUCAAUGCAGCCAAUACAGAGCUGCUAUUUCCUGGUGUUUUUUUAAGAGUAUGUUGGUUUUCAAGUCAAUUUAUGCAUGCAAAGAUAACUGGAGAGCCAUUAUUUUUAUAUCAGCUCUGGUCCUUAAGUUCUGAUAGCGCUGAUGUACAGGGAACAAUAAAAUAAAGCUCCUGUUGAGAGGUGGGCAGUCUUUCUUUUUCAACAUAACAUACUAAUGAAUUAGCAGAACUGCAUUUAAGCAAUCUUUUGGGAUCCUUUGUACAAUGGCACGUGAGCGCCGUAACAGCGUACCCUGAAAUACAUGAAACCUUCCUAAAAGAACUUUCUCACUGGAUGCACUGCUGCUUUUUAGAAAUGCAAAACUAGCGAUCAGACAUAGCAUGUGUCCAUUCUGUGUGCUUCUUACUAGCAUUGUAUGAGGAGUCAUCAUCUUUAAUAUUUGCAGUGGCAAAUUAAUUAAGCGCUCAUUGAAUAUAACCAACUUUUUGUUAAUGCUAUGAAAUAACCAGUUCAUUUCAUCUUAGUUUAAGUCUUCUUUUCUUUUUUUUUUUUCUUUUUUUUUCCGUUUUACUGCUGUCAUUUUUUUGUGCUUGUUUUUUUU
Molecule: messenger RNA, 7138 nt
Organism: Lagopus leucura (white-tailed ptarmigan)
Lineage: Eukaryota; Metazoa; Chordata; Aves; Galliformes; Phasianidae
Gene: INPP4A
Product: inositol polyphosphate-4-phosphatase type I A
Exons: 27
Coding region: 413-3454 (1013 amino acids)
Cellular component (GO): cytoplasm
Molecular function (GO): phosphatidylinositol-3,4-bisphosphate 4-phosphatase activity
Source: RefSeq, a predicted model, not a curated record